Globicephala melas (long-finned pilot whale) is the source of this 8259-nucleotide messenger RNA. It is a transcript of the gene CCDC90B, whose product is annotated as coiled-coil domain containing 90B. The record is from RefSeq and is a predicted model, not a curated record. Gene Ontology annotation, cellular component: mitochondrion. NCBI's taxonomy places the organism in Eukaryota, Metazoa, Chordata, Mammalia, Artiodactyla, Delphinidae.
AUGGGCACUGGGUCUUCGGUGGGAGUUGGCUGUUGAGCUGUACAUCUCAUUACCUGGAAACGGGAGCCGGAAGGUUCUCAAACAAGAUUCCGCUUUCUUAGGGCGGUAACAGCGUGCACGGGUUAGGGAGGGGCGGUGGGAAAAGCGGAGCCGCUCUGAACCAUGCUAUGGAACUGUGGGUCCCUCUGUGAAGAGGCCCAGCUUUGCGGGACAUUGGUGUGAGCCUGCGCCGAGAGACGUUCGUGUGACAGGCCGAAAACUACACUUCCCAGCAUCCUCGCGGUACCAGAACUACCUUACCCAAAAGCCUGAGCGCGAUUUAUCCAGCCUUUCGCCCUCCCCCGCCAGCUGGAAAGCCGAAGACAUGUGGGGUCGCUGGUUAGGGCGGCUACUGCGUUCUGAAGGCAGCGGGGCCUGCCGGGUUUCAACUCCCCGCGGGCGUUUUCCCCCGGCCCUGAGGAGAGAUUUCUUCACCACCGCAACCAAGGAAGGAUAUGAUAUGAGGCCAGUGGACAUAACUCCUUUAGAACAAAGGAAAUUAACGUUUGAUACGCAUGCCUUGGUUCAGGACUUGGAAACUCAUGGAUUUGACAAAGCACAAGCAGAAACAAUUGUAUCAGCAUUAACCAUUUUAUCGAAUGUCAGCCUCGAUACUAUCUAUAAGGAGAUGGUCACUCAAGCUCAACAGGAAAUAACAGUACAGCAGUUAAUGGCUCAUUUGGACUCCAUCAGGAAAGACAUGGUCAUCCUAGAGAAAAGUGAAUUUGCAAAUCUGCGAGCAGAGAACCAGAAAAUGAAAAUUGAAUUAGAACAAGUUAAGCAACAACUGAUAAAUGAAACCAGUCGAAUCAGAGCAGAUAAUAAACUGGAUAUCAACCUAGAAAGGAGCAGAAUAACAGAUAUGUUUACAGAUCAAGAAAAGAAACUUAUGGAGGCAACCACAGAAUUUACCAAAAAUGAUACCAAAACCAGAGGUAUUAUUUCAGAGACCGGUAACAAAAUUGACACUGAAAUUGCUUCUUUAAAAACCCUAAUGGAGUCUAACAAGCUUGAGACAAUUCGUUACCUUGCAGCCUCAGUGUUUACUUGCCUGGCAAUAGCGUUGGGAUUUUAUAGACUCUGGAAAUAACAGUGAAACUACUAUAUUAUGCUCCUACUCCUGCUGCUGUUGACUUUUUAGAACAAACACUGUGCCAGGAUGGAUUUACUCUGAACAUUGAAAGUUGCAGUAGAAACUUAAUACAAGAUUAUUUAAAGUACAUAUGGACUAAAGGAAAUGUUUUAGAAUGGGAAGGUGUAUUUUGUCUUUGGUUUUUAUAUAUGUCUUUAUUUCAUUAUGUUGAAAAGAUGCCAUUCAAAACCUGAUUGAUUUGAGAUAGACAGGCAUUUUGUCUUUAUCCUUUUGAUAGCUCAUAGAAACUGAACCAGAGUUUUCUUGUUUGCUUGAACAACUGUAAAUCAUACAGGAUUUCUUUGGUAUGUGUUGCAAACUUGUUUAGUUAUAAAUAGGGAAUCUAAAGUAUAGAGCAAUCAAAAGACUGACCUUGUAUGGUCCAGCGAGUGAGAAUCAGAGGCUCUCCAACUAAGUUUUUUUCAAAGAGCUAACAGUUGGCUUGUUUUCAAAACAAAACUUUCUGUAUUUUGAUUCAAAAUAUCUCAGAAUCCUCUUGCCUAAGAAAAUUCUUGGCACACUGUAGAUAAAUUUGUGUUGGAUUAAUAAAUAAAGACCAUAUAGGUUCCAUUGUAAUAAACUCUACAGUACAUUUGCUCACUCAGUAAAUAAGAAUGCCUGCUAUGGGCCAGACAACAUGCUGGUACCCAUGUGCACAGAGCUGAACAUGGCUUCCUUAUCAUGGAACUGACAAUCUUAGUUGGAGAAGACAGACAGUAAACAGGUAAAUUAUUCAUUUGUUACAAUUUAAAAUAUGCUAAAAUACUGAGAGGGAGUAUUUCUUUCCUCCAUGUGAAGGAAGCUCCAAUAGCAUAAUAUUGUAAUCACUCUUCCUUCAACCACCCUGCCCUAGGUGAUUAAGUAAGGUGAAAGGAGAAACAAGGCCCAAGUAGCCCAGCCACUUCUCCCCAUUCCUGUUUGGGACCAGCCUGUCUACAGAGAACAUUCAUUCUGUUCUGCUCCUGUAGGAUCAAGUUCACCUCUACAGGGUGAGGCCUGCUCUAGUACAGUGAUACUUGGGACAAGGUAAGUCCGAUUCGGGGGUCAGUGAUAAGUUUACUGGACUGAAGAUAUUAACCACAUUCUCCAAUAUCCGUUUUAUCAGUAAAUAAAGGUAUUAUUUAGGUCCUUAUAUCAGUUCAUUUUUUUGAGUUUAUUUUUGUAUAUGGGGUUAGAGAAUGUUCUCAUUUCAUUCUUUUACAUGUAGCUGUCCAGUUUUCCCAACACCACUUAUUGAAGAGAUUGUCUUUUCUCCAUGGUAUAUUCUUGCCUCCUUUGCUGAAGAUUAAUUGGCCAUAGGUGUGUGAGUUUCUCAGCUCUCUAUUCUGUCCCACUGAUCCAGAUAUCUGUUUUUGUGCUAAUACAACACUGUAUUGAUUACUGUAGCUUUGUAGUAUUGUCUGAAGUCUGGGAAGGUUAUGCCUCUAGCUUUGUUCUUUUUCCUCAGAAUUGCUUUGGCAAUUCUGGGUCUUUUGUGGUUCCGUAUAAAUUUUAGGAUUAUUUGUUCUAGUUCUGUGAAAAAUGUCAUGGGUUGUGGUCAGAAAAGAUUCUUGAAAUAAUGUCUAUCCUCUGAAAUUUGUUGAGGCUUGUUUUGUGUCCUAGUAUGUGGUCUAUACUAGAGAAUGUCCCAUGUGCACUUGAAAAGAAUGUGUAUACUGGUUUUUUGGGGUGUUAUGUCCUGAAGAUAUCAAUUAAGUCUAACUGUUCUAUUGUGCUAUUUAGGAUCUCUGUUGCCUUAUUGAUUUUCUGUCUGGAAGAUCUGUGUCCAUUAAUGACAGUGCAGUGUUAAAGUCUCCUACUCUUAUUGUAUUCCUGUCAAUUUCUCCCUUUAUGUUUGGUAGCAUUUGUUUUAUAUAUUUAGGUACUCCUAUAUUGAGUGCAUAUAUGUUAAUGAGUGUACUACCCUCUUCUUGUAUUGAUCCUUUUAUCAUUAUACAGGGUCCUUCUUUAUCUUUCUUUAAGGCCUUUGUUUUUUAAAGUCUAUUUUGUCUUAUAUGAGUAUUGCUACCCCCACUUUCUUGUCAUUUCCAUUUGCAUGAAAUAUCUUUUUCCAUCCCCUCAUUUUCAAUCUGUGUGUGUGUCCUUCACCCUAAAGUGGAUCUCCUGUAGGCAGUAUAUUGUAGGUUCUUGUUUUAUUAUCCAGUCUGCCAUUCUGUGUCUUUUGAUCAGAGCAUUUAGUGCAUUGACAUUUAAAGUAAUUAUUGAUAAAUAUAUAUUUAUUGCCAUUUUAAACCUUGUUUUCCAGUUGAUUUUGUAUUUCUUCUUUGUUCCUUUCUUCUUUUUGUGUUUCCUUUUUUGAUUUGAUAGUUUUCUUUUGUAUUAUGCCUGAGUUCCUUUCUUUUGGGUUUUUGGGAAUCUAUUGUAUGUUUUUUUGAUUUGUGGUUACUCUGGUUUUCAACUAUGUUAACUGUCACUAUAUCUACUUGCUUUAGACUGGUAGUCAUAUGAGCUCAAACACAUUCUAAAAGAUCUACAUUUCUUACUCCCCUUCCCUACAUUUUGUGAUUUUCAUGUCCUAUUUUACAUCUUCAUGUUUAUCCUUUUCUGUUCAAUCAUUUUCACAGAAUUUUUUGGAUUGUUUUUUAACUGUGUACUGUCUUAUUUAAAUGAUCUUCAAUCCUUUUAUAUAUUUACCUUUUCUAUUGUGAUUUUUCCCUUUCCUAUAGAUUGUUGCUUCUUUUCAAUUUAGAGAAGAGCUUUCAAUAUUUCUUUUAAGAUAGGUUUAAUAUUGCUGUUUACUCUUAGUUAUUGCUUGUGUGAGAAAUUCUUUUUGUCUCCUUCUAUUCUAAAUGAUAAUCUUGCUGGGUAGAAUAUCCUAGGUUGCAGGUUUUUCCCCUCCAGGACUUUGAAUAUGUCUUGCCAUUUCCUUCUGGCCAGCAAAGUUUCUGUAGAGAAAUCAGCUGAUAACCUUAUGGGGUUCCUUUAUAACUGUUUUUCUCUUGCUGCCUUUAGAAUCCUCUCUUUUACUAUUUUAAUUAUGAUAUAUCUUGGAGUAGAUCUGUGUGAGUUCAUCUUGUUUGGGACCCUCUGUGCUUCCUGGACCUGGAUAUCUAAUACCUUCUUUAGGUUUGGGAACUUUUCAGCCAUAAUUUAUUUGAAUACAUUUUCAAUCCCCUUUUCUCUUUCUUCUUCUGGGAACCCUAUUAGACGUAGUAGAUUAGUGUGCUUUAUAUUAUCCCAUAGAUAGCAUACGUUCUGUCUGCUGUUUUGACUGGGUGAUCUCCAUUAUUCUAUCUUCCAGAUCACUUAUUUGUUCUUCUGCAUUAUUUACUUUGCUGUUUAUUGCCUUUAGCUUCGGUUUUCAUCUCGGCAAUUGAGUUGUCUAAUUUUGAUUGGCUCCUCUUUACAGUUUCUAGUUCCUUGUUACAGUGAUCUACAUUUCUAUCAAUAGCAUUUCUUAAUUCCUUCAGCAUUUUUAUUACCUCCUUUUUGAACUCAGGGUCUGGUAGACUGUAGAGGUUUGUUUCACUGUUUGUCCUUUCAGGGGAUUUCUCUUGUUCUUUUAAUUGGGAGUAAUUCCUUUGCUUCUUUUUUCUUAUAUUUUCUCUAUGAAUUUAGGAGAAGCAGUUAUCUACUGUGGUCUGGAAGGGCUAUUUUUAUGUGGGAACAUCCCAGUGUAGCCUGCCUGAGUCCAAUAUCUUUGGUGCAAGAGCUGUUUUUGGUAUCGAUGCUUGCCACGUCUUUCCUGUGUGUGCGCCAGCCAUUAUCCCCUUGAUAGGGAAGUGUGAUUAGUGUCAUGGUGACCAGAGCCCAUAAUGGAUGUUGAGCAAGUCCUCCUCUUUGCUCUCUGGGUGUCACAGCCCUGUCAGGGGCAGGGUCUGCUCCCCAGCUGUUGUAGUGCAGAUCCCCAGAUCUGGUUCUCAGCUGUGGUGUGAAGUAGGCAGGACUGGAGCGCUCCCUCUGGGAGAGGAGCCACUGCAUGUUCCUCCCCAGGAGCUGCCUGCCAGGACGUGGGAUUCUGUGAUGCCGCCUGCCACCUGGUGUGUGCACCCACAAAGAUCAGUGUUGCUGGCACUGCCCUUUGGGCCCACCUCCUGGUAAUAAGUUCAGAGCAUACGCGCUCACCAAGCCACCAGCACAUAAACCCACUAGAGCUGCAUCCCCUGAACCCGCAGUCAGCCCAGGGUGCCCUCAGGCACACAUGUGUGGUUCCAGUGAAAAGUCCGCCAGAGCAGGAACCUGCCAGAGCUGCAUCCCAGCAACCACAGUGGGAUGGCCAGCUAUCAGUUCAGCUUUCAGCCCCACCUCCACAUGCACACGCCCCCAGUUAUGGUCUGGACCAUGCUUCAGACCCUUUGGUCUGUCUCCAUGCAACCAACCAGAGUCCUCUCCUUGGGUCUGUCUGCUGAAGCCUGAGUUUCAGCACCCAGUCGCUCUGCACACCAGCAGGCGUACAUCUUGGGCUGGGAAGCGUGGUGAUGUGGUCAGGACCUUCUGUGUUGGUCUCUCCAUACCCUGCAGUGCCUCAGGCCAACUCCCAUACCCUCCUCUUCAGCCUCUGAAGUUCCCUAUCUGUCCUGGCAUACCUCCCAGCUGGUGAAGGAGGUUCCCACGGUGAGGUUAGCAUUCUUCCUUCACAGCUCCUUCCCAGGGGUGCAGGUCCCAUUCCAAUUCCUCCUCUUCUCCCUUUUCCCUUCAUCCUACCCAGUUACAUGGGGAUCUUUCUUGAAGCUUUGGUUGUAUGAGAUCUGAAAGCAUUCAGUGGUGUUCUGUGAGAACUAUUCCACACGUGGCUGGAUUUUUUGAUGUAUUUGUGGGAGGAGGUGAGCUCCACAUCCCUCUACUUAUAAAGGGGAAAAAAAUGAGGCAGUGGAAAGCACUGUGGUCAUCACCAACACUAAAAUUAGUGAUUGUCAUUUUGUAGAAUAGCUACAUUGACUAUAUAUAUAACAGUGAAUAUACUAAAUGAUAUAUAUCAACUCACCUGUUUUUCAUCACAGUUCUCUUAGGUAGGUGGUAUUAUCCUCAUUUUACAGCUAAAGAAACCAGGUAAGUGAAGUUAAGGUCACACAGUUGUAACUUCACACAGGUGAAGUUGCCAAGAUCACAUGGCAGAUAAGUCACAAGACUUUAACUCAAGAUUUUAUGUUCUUACUCGAUAGUAAGAGUAAUCUCCAAGUUGAGUUCUCUGAGAACUCACUGUAGUUGUGAUUUGCAUUUUGCUAAUACUUAGCAAUACUGUCCAGGCUCUUCUUUCCAUGUGUCCUGGCUCCUUUUUGUCUUAUGCUCCAUCACCCCUGGUAGUGCUCUCAUUUGCAAAGUUCAGUGACUCGCUACCACCCCACAUUCCAGAAGAAGAAAGGGGAAGGUGUGGGAAAGCCGUUUCCCUUUAGGGACAUGACCCCUAGGGUUUUACACACCAUUUUCGCUCACACUCUAUUGGCCACACUUGGUAUCUUAGCUGCAAAGACGACUGGGAAGUCAGUCCUUAUCCUGAGCAGCCACAAGCCCAGGUAAACCCUAAUAAAUACUAUAGAAAAAGGGGAGAAAGAGGUAUUGGGAGACAUCCAGGGAACCUCUGCCACAAGGGUGCAUGCUUCUAUUACAACACUCUUCUGGUAUUUCCUACCUCACUUGUACAGAGACUAGAGAUGUGGCCUUGAGAAAACAGGAGGAAGUGUAACAAACUAUUUCCAGGGUUGGGAUUACUUUAGAGUCACCAGGCUAGAAGGAAAAGGUAAGGCUGUGUGUAGUCCCAGAAAGUGAGAGAAAUGUUGGCUUUGGGAAUUCCAGAAUGCAGACUCUGAAAUUCCCCUCCUAAGGUUAGAAUCCCAGCUUCACAUUGCUGUGUGACUGGGUGACUUUCUUAAUCUCCAUGUAUGAAAUGCUGUACCUCUUUUCAUACAGCUGUGGUGAGAAUUAAGCAGUAAUACAUGUAAAGGACUUGGUACAGAUCACACACAUAGUAAGUGCCCAAUAAAUGUUGACAAAUGUUUUUACUACAGAUUGAAAGCCUACUGGAAACCACAGAGAAACUAACAAUAAUGACUAUAAAGGUUAUGAAAAGGAUAGGUAAACCAUUUUUGAACACUUCCUUACAGGCCUUUGACCAGCCUAAACUGGUCUUAGCAAUCAAAUGCACUUGUGUCAGGGCAAACUGGUCCUGAUGAUACUGGGCCAAAAUGGCCUGUCCAUGUAAGGUACUUGCCAGGGCCUAGAGAUGGGCAGUCUGGGGUAUGGUAGGAAGGCUGAUGCCAGUGAAGCAAGCUCAAAGCCAGCAAUCAGAUCUUCAGAGGGAGGCAGAAACUACACAAGUGCCCCAAGAGAGUCACACGUCUUUGCUAGCUCAAGGAAGAAAAGGGUGGAGUAGGAAAGGUGAGGGAAUUGAAGUCAGAACUGAAAUGAAAUGCCAUGGUGGUUCUUUGGUCAGCAAAGUCAAGGGAAAAGAGAAAAAAGAGAAGAAAGAAUAAUAAAGCCACAUAUUUUUCAUCCUGUCCAGUCAACCUCAUCUCUGUUAUGGUUGGUUGAAUUCUAAAGCAGAUUAUUUAAAUGUAUAUUUUUGGCAAACAUGCGUUACGAUUUUUUUUCUUUUUAUGAAAGCUGAUUUUCAUUUUAUGUAAACUUCCCUGGAGAUAUUUGGUUGUUAUUGUAAAAAGUUGUCCUUUUCUAAAACUUACUUGUCUUUGUCUCCUAAGUUCAGAUUUUUUAAAACUCAAGUCAUUUGACAUACACAUGGCCAAUAGGCACAUGAAAAGAUGCUCAACAUCGCUAAUCAUUAGAGAAAUGCAAAUCAACACUGCAAUGAGGUACCACCUCACACCCGUCAGAAUGGCAACAUUUGUAGUGAGGUGGAUGCACCUAGAGACUGUCAUAGAGUAAAGUAAGUCAGAAAGAGAAAAACAAAUAACCAUAUGCUAACACAUAUAUAUGGAAUCUAAAAAAAAAAAAUGGUCAUGAAGAACCUAGGGGCAGGACAGGAAUAAAGACGCAGACCUACUAGAGAAGGGACUUGAGGACACGGGGAGGUGGAAGGGUAAGCUGUGACAAAGUGAGAGAGUGGCAUGGACAUAUAUACACUACCAAACGUAAAAUAGAUAGCUAGUGGGAAGCAGCCACAUAGCACAGGGAGAUCAGCUCGGUGCUUUGUG